GAUGAUUUUAGCUCUUCGGGAUUUAAGAAAAAAUAUAUAAAUACGCUGUUUUAUUCCUUGUUUCUUCGUAUCCUUCAGAUCAAAUGGUUCGUGUCUUUUUACCUCUUAUUGCAUUCAUUGGCCUAGCAUUAGCUGUCCCUGUUGAGCAAUUGGCUCAGUCUACUCCUACAACUGAUUCAUCUACGCCUGCACCAAGGCCUACAAACUUCCAGCAUCCAUCUUACAACACUCAAGGACUUCCAGAAAGCAUUUUUCCUGAUUACUCCGACAUUGAACUUGGGCAUACAAACGGCCUGCACGAUGUUGUAAAGCACAUGGAAAUGCAAAACAAUGGACACAAAUUCUAAUUCAUUUUAUACAAUUAUACAUUUAUUUUUAACAUUAUCCAUUCAGUUCACCAUUGUAAUAAAGAAUAUUUAAUAUUACGUUCCACACCAAGAUUUGUUUCGUCUCUGUUUAUGAAAUGAUUAUCAUUUCAUCCAAAAGAUAUCCUUGUUUAUUAUUUUCACACAAGAUGCUUGGCCCAAAGUUUGCCAAAAAUAACUUUCCAUUGUUUAUAAAACUUUUUCACAAGAUCCUUUAGAAAUUCUUGAUACAUCCCAUUUUUUACCAUUCAGUUGUGGUAGUGCUAUUAUUUAUAAAACUACACUUCUACUAUCGUAACAUAUAAGGGUUAUG
This is a messenger RNA of Rhizopus microsporus ATCC 52813, 678 nucleotides long. RefSeq lists its product as uncharacterized. The record is from RefSeq and is a predicted model, not a curated record. NCBI's taxonomy places the organism in Eukaryota, Fungi, Mucoromycota, Mucoromycetes, Mucorales, Rhizopodaceae. The transcript has a single exon. Bases 84 to 347 code for a protein of 87 amino acids.